GGGAUCUUUUGGCCUAGAUCCAAGCGCUGGGCGCGCAGAGGGCUCCUCCCGCCUCCCCCCUCCCGCCGCAGUGGGAGGUGCCGCGCAUCCCGGAAGAGGAGAGCGGCCACUUCCGCCUCCCGGGAGAGGAGCGGAACCGAGCGGAGCGGAGCGGGACGGGACCGGCACCGGCACCGGGCUGACACCAUGACCGCCACGCUGCGCCCGUACCUGAACGCGGUGCGCGCCACGCUGCAGGCCGCGCUGUGCCUGGAGAACUUCUCCUCGCAGGUGGUGGAGCGCCACAACAAGCCCGAGGUGGAGGUCAGGAGCAGCAAGGAGCUCCUGCUGCAGCCCGUCAUCAUCAGCAGAAACGAGAAGGAGAAGGUGCUCAUCGAGGGCUCCAUCAACUCCGUGCGCGUCAGCAUCGCCGUCAAGCAGGCUGACGAGAUCGAGAAGAUUUUGUGCCACAAGUUCAUGCGCUUCAUGAUGAUGAGGGCCGAGAAUUUCUUCAUCCUGCGCAGGAAGCCCGUGGAGGGCUACGACAUCAGCUUCCUGAUCACCAACUUCCACACGGAGCAGAUGUACAAGCACAAGCUGGUGGACUUCGUCAUCCACUUCAUGGAGGAGAUCGACAAGGAGAUCAGCGAGAUGAAGCUCUCCGUCAACGCCCGGGCCCGCAUCGUGGCGGAGGAGUUCCUCAAAAACUCCCGCCUGGUGCGGGACCAGAUGCCCUACUUCAUCUGGACCACCCGCGGCAGCGCCGUGCAGGGCCUCGUGCUGCAGCCCGAGCAGGUGGUGAACCACUACGGCCGCGUGGGCUCCUUCACCACCAAGGCUCGGGGCUGGCUCAGACCCCCCGCUGUCCCCCCCCACCCCCGUGUCCCCUUUUCCCCGUGCCCCCCGCGCAGCAGCUGGCUGGGCCAUGCCUCCCCUCCCGCAGAGGAUUUCCGCCUCACCGCCGCGCGCAGCCUGCUCAAAGUGGCGCUGGAGAGGGCUCAGGAGGUGCCCGCGGGGCCGGACGCGGCCCCAAACCCCACCGAGCCACCAGAGGGUCCGGGUGCCCAGCUGGUGGAGGAGGCGCUGCGGGUGUGCGGGCAGCACCUGGGCAGCCUCACCCACCAGGACAUCGAUGGCGACCCCAAAUCCUCCGGCACCACAGAUGCCGCGUGGGACAACUUCCUACAGGGCUACUACCGCGCUGUGCACGAGGGGGCCGUGCCGCGGCUGAGCGGGGCGCAGCGGGAGCAGGGCCAGCUCCUGCUGCAGCGCCUGGCGGGGCGCCUGCCCCAGCUGUGCAUGGAGGGCGACCAAAACGUCUGGAUCCUCAAACCCGCAGCCGCGUCCCGGGGGAGAGGUAGCAGAGGGCAAGAUGGGGACAACGGGGACAGAAAGGGGGGGUCCCCACACGGUGCCGUGCCCGCAGGCAUCACGUGCACGGCGCGGCUGGGCGAGGUGCUGCGGCUGGCGGGCCAGGCGGCGCGGGAGGGCCGCUGGGUGGUGCAGAAAUACGUGGAGCGCCCGCUGCUCAUCUUCGGCACCAAGUUCGACGUGCGCCAGUGGUUCCUGGUGACCGACUGGAACCCGCUCACCGUCUGGUUCUACCGCCGCUGCUACCUGCGCUUCUGCUCCCAGCCCUUCUCCCUGCGCCAAAUGGACGCCGCCGUCCACCUCUGCAACCAGGCCAUCCAGCAACGCUGCAGGCCCGGGGGGGCCCAGCACCCCCGGCUGCCCCCCGACAAGACGUGGUCGUGCCGGCAGCUGCAGGCGUACCUGGCGCAGCGCGGGCAGGAGGGCGCCUGGGGCUCGGUGAUGGUGCCGGGCAUGAAGGCGGCGGUGGUGCGGGCGGUGCGCUGCUCGCAGGGUUUGGUGAGGGGUCGGAAGGGCAGCUUCGAGCUCUACGGGGCCGAUUUUGUUUUCGGGGAGGAUUUUCGGCCCUGGCUGCUGGAGAUCAACGCCAGCCCCACCAUGGCCGGCAGCACGGCGGUGACGGGGCGGCUGUGCGCCGGGGUGCAGCGCGACACGCUGCGCGUCGUCAUCGACCGCAGGGAGCACCCCAACUGCUCCACCGGGGCCUUCGAGCUCAUCUACAAGCAGGCGGCCGUGCCCACCCCUCCCUACCUGGGGCUGAAGCUGGCGGUGGAGGGCUGCUCGCUGCGGAGACCCCGCUGCGCCCACAAGCCCCCCGGCACCACGGCGAGCACCCGUGACCCCCCCGGGAAGCCGUGGACUCCUUCGUGCCCCCCCCUGCACCCUCCACCCACAGCAGGGGGGGCAGAGGAUGGGGCCGGUGCUGUGGGACCCUGGGGGCGGGGGCAGCGGCGCUGCCAGCCCUCGGUGGCUCUGCCCCUGCUCGGUGCCCCCGGCCCCAUCCUGCCCCCCCGGGGAGCCCCCCCCAGCCGCCAGGGCCGGGCUCGCCUCAGCCCCCUGCCCCUGCUGCCGGCAGCUCAGCCCUGGGGGGGGGAGAAGGUGCAGGGGGGGGGCAGGGGGGACGAAGAGGAGCCGUGACGCACCCACCUGGCCCCCCCCCAUCUCCCCCAGUGGCUCCAGGGGGGGGCAAAAUACAGCUGUGAGAAGA
Molecule: messenger RNA, 2557 nt
Organism: Anas platyrhynchos (mallard)
Lineage: Eukaryota; Metazoa; Chordata; Aves; Anseriformes; Anatidae
Source: RefSeq, a predicted model, not a curated record